Myripristis murdjan (pinecone soldierfish) is the source of this 3856-nucleotide messenger RNA. RefSeq names its product sperm antigen with calponin homology and coiled-coil domains 1-like a (gene specc1la). The record is from RefSeq and is a predicted model, not a curated record. NCBI's taxonomy places the organism in Eukaryota, Metazoa, Chordata, Actinopteri, Holocentriformes, Holocentridae. Gene Ontology annotation, molecular function: protein binding. The coding region runs from base 318 to 3683 and encodes 1121 amino acids. The transcript is spliced from 16 exons.
AGGGUAAGUGCGAGACAAAAGCAGAGGAGCAGCGUCCUCCAGCAGGCGUGCCCCCCUGGCGGAGGGGGAUGCUGCCGUGCCGAGGUGAUGCAACCGGCCGGGGAGGGGGCCGGGAUCCGGCGGCUGCUGCCGACACAGCUGACAUCCGAAACCGAUGCUGCCUGCUCCAUGAAGCCUUGGGAUUACAGCUACCGUGCCGGCGGGCUGCUCAGCCGUCACCUAUGACUUUCCAUCGGACCUUUACUCAUUUAUCCCAGUGAAGCAGACGGGACAAGCUCGGAUUGAACUGUAAAUGUAUCGACAGCAGAGAGCCCAGUAUGAAGAAGACAGUCCGGCCAGUGGUGAGUAAGGUGGGUGGAGAGAGAGGGAAGACGGAGGCUACGGCUGCAGUAGGUACUGGAAAGGCUGCAGCCAAGACCACCACCACAGCAGCUCUCUCUAAGGUGAAAAGCAACGAUGAUCUGUUAGCAGCAAUGGCUGGAAGUGUUACUACAGCUAGUAGUGGUGUUACAAAGACGAAGAGGACCGCCUCCACUGGGACCAGUGCAAGCACCACAGACAGCAAGCCAAAGACAACAUCAGGUAGCUCAGCAAAGCGGACAACAUCCUCAGCUUCCAAGGAGCCAAACUCAUCACGAGACCGUCUGCGGACAUCCAGGAUCUCAGCCAGCAAGAAGCAGUUGGUGUCAGGGACUGCACAGGGAGAUGUGGCCUCAGGGAAGCGCUCACGCAGCCAGGUCUUAGCAGAGUCUGAGGGCCGCAUGAGUAAGUCGAAAUCAGAUGGCCAGAUCAGUGACAAAGUGGCUCUUGAGGCCAAAGUCAAAGACCUGCUGGGUUUGGCUAAGAGCAAAGAUGUGGAGAUUCUGCACCUCCGUAGUGAGCUGAGGGACAUGAGGGCCCAGCUUGGCCUGGGAGGGAAAGAGGCACCACCACAGGAAGGAGCUGGGGAGGAAGAGAAGCCCCAGGUUUCGGCCAUCACAGCAGCUGAUGUGGAGUCCACCCUGCUCCUCCUGCAGGAGCAGAACCAGGCGAUCAGAGAGGAACUCAACCUGCUGAAGAGUGAGAACCGGAUGCUCAAGGACCGGCUCAAUGCUCUGGGCUUCUCCCUGGAGCAGAGGUUAGAUGGCUCUGACAAGCUCUUCAACUACCCUUCACUGAGCCCAGACCUAGCAGCCGGCAGUGGCCAAAGUGAUGGUGCAGGCACAGGUACGCUGACCUCCUCAGUAGAGGGUUCUGCUCCAGGCUCAUUGGAGGAUCUACUGACGGGCCACCAGCAUGGAGGCUCAGCAGACAACCUGGACAGUGAAUCCAGUGAGGUCUACCAGGCCGUCACCUCCAGUGAUGAUGCUCUGGAUGCCCCCUCUGGAGCCUCCUCUUCCUCUGAGUCGGAAAGUGCGCCCAGCAGAGAGCGCUCGCGGAGGGGCAGCAGUGGCAAUGCCAGUGAAGUGUCCGUGGCCUGUCUGACAGAGCGCAUUCACCAGAUGGAAGAGAACCAGCACAGCACAGCUGAGGAGCUCCAGGCCACACUGCAGGAGCUAGCAGACCUGCAGCAGAUCACCCAGGAGCUGAACGGGGAGAACGAGCGGCUAGGCGAGGAGAAGGUAAUCCUCAUGGACUCCCUGUGCCAGCAGAGCGACAAGUUGGAGCUCUAUGGCCGACAGAUCGAGUACCUACGCUCUUUGUUAGACGAACACCAUGUGUCCUAUGUGCUGGAGGAGGACAUCAAGAGCGGCCGCUACCUGGAGCUGGAACAGCGCUAUGUGGACCUGGCAGAUAACGCUCGCUUUGAGAGAGAGCAGCUUCUUGGGGUACAACAGCACCUCUCAAACACACUGAAGAUGGCUGAGCAGGACAAUGCCGAGGCCCAAGAAAUGAUCGGAGCUCUGAAAGAGAGGAACCACCACAUGGAGCGCAUCAUGGAAUCAGAAAGACAGGACCGGGCCGCCAUGGAAGCAGCCCUCGAAGAGUACAAGGCGGCUGUGAGCAAUGACCAGGCGGAGCUGAGCCGCUGCAGAGCCCAGCUGGACCAGGAGAGGCAGAAAGUAGCUGAGCUGUACUCCAUUCACAAUGCUGGGGACAAAAAUGACAUCUGCCAGCUGCUGGAAGGAGUGCGGCUCGACAAAGAGGAGUCUGAGGCCAAGGCUGCGAAGUUGCAGGAGGAGCUGGCACAUGCCCACAACGAUAUCGCUAGACUGCAGGAGACUUUCAGCAAGCUGGAUAGGGAGUACAGAGACUUCCAAGAGCAGGUGCAGCAGCAGAUGGCAGAGCAGGAGCGAGGACUGGAGAAGCGGCGUGUGGAACUGCAGGAAAAAGAGACAGAGAUCGCUGAUAUGAAGGAAACCAUCUUUGAACUGGAGGAUGAGGUGGAGCAGCACCGAGCCGUCAAACUCCAUGACAACCUCAUCAUCACAGACCUGGAGAACUCUGUGAAGAAGCUGCAGGACCAGAAACACGACAUGGAGCGAGAGAUCAAGAUUCUUCACCGAAGACUCAGGGAGGAGUCACUCGAGUGGCGUCAGUUCCAGGCUGAUCUGCAAACGGCUGUUGUCAUCGCUAAUGACAUCAAGUCGGAAGCACAGGAGGAGAUUGGGGACCUGCGGCGCCGGCUGCAGGAAGCCCAGGAGAAGAAUGAGAAACUGAGCAAGGAGCUGGACGAGGUCAAGAGCCGCAAGCAGGAGGAGGAGAGAGGCAGGGUGUAUAAUUAUAUGAAUGCCGUGGAGAGGGACCUGGCAGCUCUGAGGCAGGGGAUGGGUCUCAGCCGACGUUCUUCCACUUCCUCAGAGCCCUCACCCACGGUCAAAACGCUCAUCAAAAGCUUCGACAGUGCCUCACAAGGUACCCCACCCUGCCAGUGUCCACCGUCCAAUGGUGCCACUGUGGCUCCAACAGCCCCCGCUGCCCCGCUGCCACGCACCCCCCUCAGUCCCAGCCCUCUGAAGACCCCCCCAGCUGCUGCCGUGUCACCCAUACAGAGACACUCCAUAACUGGCUCAAUGUCAGCAGCCAAGCCUCUCUCCUCUCUGAGUGACAAGAGGCCCAGCUACACAGACAUCGCCAUGCCAGCUGAGCAUCUUCUCAGGGGAACCUCGGCUAGCCGCCCUCCAUCUGUCCUCCAGAGGGUCUCCAACAUGGAUUCCACAAAGUCAAUCUCAGUGUCCCGCCGGAGCAGCGAGGAGAUAAAGAGGGACAUGUCAGCUCCAGACGGGGCCUCCUCCUCCUCCCUGAUGGCCAUGGGCGGCGCCUCGUCCCAGCUGUCCCUGUCCUCCUCCUCUCCCACCGCCUCCGUCACUCCCACAGCACGCAGCCGCCUACGAGAAGAGAGGAAGGAUCCUCUGUCAGCGCUGGCCAGAGAGUACGGAGGCUCUAAGAGAAACGCCCUGCUGAAGUGGUGCCAGAAGAAGACUGAGGGCUACCAGAAUAUUGAUAUCACGAACUUCAGCAGCAGCUGGAACGAUGGCCUUGCGUUCUGCGCUGUGCUCCACACCUACCUCCCCGCUCAUAUUCCCUACCAGGAGCUCACCAGCCAAGAGAAGAGGAGAAACUUUACCUUAGCUUUCCAAGCUGCAGAGAGCGUGGGCAUCAAAUCCACUUUGGACAUCAACGAGAUGGUGCACACGGAGAGGCCGGACUGGCAAAGUGUCAUGACCUACGUCACCGCCAUCUACAAAUACUUUGAGACCUGACCGCACUGCCGCCCCGCUCCUUCAGCACAAUCAGAGCCAAGCCAGCUUUCCUGAGUUCUCAGCAACACCUCAGCCCCACUUUCAGCUGUUUAUACCUCACUUGGCUGAGUCACCCCCCACCCCCUCCUCCAAAAAAAAAAAAAAAAAAAAAAAAACCCAGCAAUACCCAAUCA